AAUUCUCCAUUAUUGUACAUAGAGGUGACGAAGACUGAAGAUUGAACCAAGUCACUGAGGCGACACACACUGCCUGGGUCCACAGGGAAAACUGUGAUAUCGGCAUGUUGGUAAGUGGAAAGCCAGCUUGGUCAGUGGAGAUGUUGGCCGUGCUGGUGGUAUUGACAUUGAUCCCUGCUUGGAGUGAUGGAGUCUUGGUGAAGAAAUGUGAGCUGAAGUCUCUGCUUGAGGCAGCCUUUUCUGGGUCGCAAGAAGAGAUGGCUAAGGACAUCAUUGCUAAAUUGACCUGCACAGUAGAACACAUUUCUGGGUUCAACUCUAAUCUUGUAACCACUGCUGACCACUCUGAGAAGAGAACCCUGAUCAAAACAUCAUUUCGAAAUGGUCAUGAUGAAGAUCAUGUCUCUGGAAUAAGAAAAUUGCCCUUAACAUCUAAGGGGGCAAAUAUUACAAACAAAGACCAAAUAUUUCCUGAAAACAAAAAACAGGCUGCAGAGCUCAUCAAUCCUCAACGAAAGGAGAUCAAAGAGGUGUUCCAUUCUGAAAAAGCCAAGGUCCAAUCCAAAGGAAGGGCUGCCCAUGUUGAUAGGCAAGCCAAGAAGCGGAGAAAAAGUCCAUUGAAGGAUGAAGGGAGUGGCUCUAAAAAAGGAUUGACUGGUAAAUCUGAAGAAACACAGGAGAACAAAGGGUUGGAUGAAACUACUUCAGGACAUAUUUUACAAGCAACAAUUAAACCUCACAGAUUGCCUGACCCCAAUGAUAGAUAUUAUGAUACUGCUGAAAUACCAUUUGGUCCCACAACUUUACGACCUGACACAACAACAGAGCAAAUAAUAUAUGACACCUAUGAAAUGCUAUUUGGUACCAGACAUUUACCACAUGACAGAUGGCCGGAUUCCCAAGAAAUGCCACCUGAUGCCAAUGAAAUGUCGUUUCCUCCCACAACUUUACCACCUGACACAACAACAGAGCAAAUAAUAUAUGAUACCUAUGAAAUGCUAUUUGGUACCGGACACUUACCACAUGACAGAUGGCCGGAUUACCAAGAAAUGGGACUUGAUAACAAUGAAAUGUCGUUUCCUCCCACAACUUUACCACCUGACAAAACAGAGCAAAUAAUAUAUGACACCUAUGAAAUGCUAUUUGGUACCAGACAUUUACCACAUGACAGAUGGCCGGAUUCCCAAGAAAUGCCACCUGAUGCCAAUGAAAUGUCGUUUCCUCCCACAACUUUACCACCUGACACAACAACAGAGCAAAUAAUAUAUGAUACCUAUGAAAUGCUAUUUGGUACCGGACACUUACCACAUGACAGAUGGCCGGAUUACCAAGAAAUGGGACUUGAUAACAAUGAAAUGUCGUUUCCUCCCACAACUUUACCACCUGACACAACAGAGCAAAUAAUAUAUGACACCUAUGAAAUGCUAUUUGGUACCGGACAUUUACCACAUGAUAGAUGGCCGGAUUACCAAGAAAUGGGACUUGAUAACAAUGAAAUGUCGUUUCCUCCCACAACUUUACCACCUGACACAACAGAGCAAAUAAUAUAUGAUACCUAUGAAAUGCUAUUUGGUACCGGACACUUACCACAUGACAGAUGGCCGGAUUACCAAGAAAUGGGACUUGAUAACAAUGAAAUGUCGUUUCCUCCCACAACUUUACCACCUGACACAACAGAGCAAAUAAUAUAUGACACCUAUGAAAUGCUAUUUGGUACCGGACAUUUACCACAAGAUAGAUGGCCGGAUUACCAAGAAAUGCCACCUGAUGCCCAUGAAAUGUCGUUUCCUCCCACAACUUUACCACCUGACACAACAACAGGACAAAUAAUAUAUGAUACUUAUGAAAUGCUAUUUGGUACUGGACAUUUACCACAUGACAGAUGGCCGGAUUACCAAGAAAUGCCACCUGAUGCCAAUGAAAUGUCGUUUCCUCCCACAACUUUACCACCUGACACAACAACAGAGCAAAUAAUAUAUGAUACCUACGAAAUGCUAUUUGGUACCACAGACAAACCCAUGAAUCCCUUAGACAGAACACUACAUACCACAGGACGCCCUGAGCCUGACACUGAGAAAAGAUCUAAACGUAGCUCUAAAGCUCAGACUAUGCUCUAUGGAAUCUUCCAGCUGAGUGAUACAGCAUGUCAUUCAGGAUCAAGACAUAGUCUGAACCUUUGUGGACUGGACUGUAGUGCUCUGACUGAUGAUGACAUCACUGAUGACAUUGCUUGCCUGAAGACUCUGUAUAAGAAAUUGAUGAAGAUAAUCAUCAAACAGGAGUGUCAGUCUGUAGAUCCAUCAAAGUACUUCGCCAACUGUGGCUGAAAUGUCCAGAUCAUAUUGUACGGGAUUCAAAUGUCAUCCUGACUUUUUAUUUCCAUGUACUCACACAAUCACACUCACUUUCACUAACCUCUUAUCAUAUUUACUUUCCUGUAUGUCAAUAAUGUUCAAUGUUACUAUAGAAAUUCAUCAGUUCCUUCUCACUGGGUGUGUAACCAGAUAUAUUGUAUAUGGAUUAUAUUGACAAAUAUUCAUAUAUUUUCAAUAUGUUAUGGCUUAUAUGGAGAUGUUGUGCCUAUUCUAACCUGCUAUCUCGAAGCAACCAACAGAAACCUCUGUCUCUUAUCUAUGCAUUGAUUAAAACAAGAGCAGCAAAA
Messenger RNA from Neoarius graeffei (lesser salmon catfish), 2662 nucleotides. RefSeq lists its product as uncharacterized. The record is from RefSeq and is a predicted model, not a curated record. The coding region runs from base 105 to 2327 and encodes 740 amino acids. NCBI's taxonomy places the organism in Eukaryota, Metazoa, Chordata, Actinopteri, Siluriformes, Ariidae. The transcript has 5 exons.